CUCUACGCAGCUGUACCACAAACAUAGUACUCACUACGUCAGCUACGGGAUGGCCACUCGUAGAUGAGAUAAAAAAUGGAUAAAGUCACGAUAACGGACUCUCUCGCGGUGGAUAAGGAUGGAAAUAUGGACUUAGAAGUUGUAUGUUUGAUGAGAGUUGGGAUGAAUUCAGACUGGCUUCGCUUGUUAGAAAACACAGAGGUUACGAUUGGCCGUGGUUUUGACGUGACAUAUCAGCUCUUGUCUGCAAGUUGCCCGUUAAUGAUUUCCAGGCUUCAUUGCACUUUUUCACAAAGAGAAGAUGGACAGUGGACAGUCACAGACAAGAAGAGUCUCAAUGGUGUUUGGGUAAAUGGAAUCCGCAUACCUGCUCACGAAGCCCACCUGCUUAAACUUGGUGACUCAAUACACCUCGGUGUUCCGGUCAUGGGAUCCAAAGUGGAGUAUGACUACAUGCUUGUGCAGCGACCACUCAGAGAAAUUAUACACAAACUGGCAAAAAGACAGGAGGGAGCCGCCAAUGUGGUGCCCGUAGCAAAUAAAACCAAGAGGAAGUUCACUGCUGAAGAAGUGAAGCCAUCCACCUCAGAGGCCAAAUUGUUCCGCUGCUCAAAUACGGACAAGUCAUUGGCACACCCAUGUCCUAUGCCUCCAGCCAAGCACCAAAGGCAUUCUCAGCUGCAGGAGACACCUCCCAAUCCACAUUUGGAAGGAACAAACCAGAGCUGUGGGGGCUUCGGGGACAUGGACAACUUGCAGAUGUACAGUCAGAACAUAUUGAUGCUCAGGGAGCAAGUGGACAACACAAGCAUGCAGGUCGCUUCGCUGGAGGGUAAAUCCCAGUCGGUCAACCCAUUCAGGGAAGAGCAGAUUAAGGUGCUAGAGAAGCAGCUGAAGACCCUUCGAGCCAAGAUGCAACAAAUGCAGACAUUUGAGAGAUCCUUUACUGAAACUAGGAUGCAACAAGAGGCUGAGAAAACACAGCAGCAAAAGGAGCUCAUGGAAAAACAGUUAGAGGAUGCCUUGAAGGAGAAGAAAAUAAUUGAUGAGCUUUCGCUCUCCCGGCGGAAGUUCGAAGAGAUUCUCUUGGCCAAAAACAUAGAGCUUGAAGUGACUAAGGAGGAAAAAGAAAAAGCAAGGGCCCAGAAGGAGGAAGUUGUCACACAAGUAACCGAGGUCCUUGAAAAUGAACUUCAAUGUAUCAUCUGCUCUGAGCUGUUUAUUGAGGCUGUCAUCCUGAAUUGCGCUCACAGCUUCUGCUGCUAUUGCAUCAAUCAGUGGCGCAAAAAGAAAGAGGAGUGCCCCAUUUGCCGACAGGCCAUCAACUCCCAGACACGUUGUUUGGCACUGGACAAUUGUAUCGACAGCAUGGUGGAGAACCUCAGUUUGGAUAUGAAGGCCAGACGUCAGAAGCUUGUUUCAGACAGGAAAGGAGAGCAUUUGCCGGCCGCUGCACAUGUAAUAGUGAAACAAGAUGAGGAGAGCGACAGUGAUGACAGUAGUGAGGGCGGAGUGGAGAUCCCCGACAGAACGCGCUCAACCUCUAGAACAGCUCGCAGCAGAUUCCCUACCAGUGACGAUGCGUUCAUGAUCCAAAGUGAAAGCAGUAGUGAUAGCGACAGUUACCACUAUGAUUUAAAUUACAGCUACAGCAGCAACAGCAGCAGCACAUCUGAAGACGCUGACCCAGUGCGCCUCUAAGGCCGAUUCAUAGGCCAUUUCUGUUUUGAUCUGGGGCUAUCAGCACGAGAGCAGCUAUAUACAGUAUGGCCAGUGUCCAUAACCGCAGCCCCAGCUGUGUGGACACCAACAAAUCAGUUUACUGGAAUUGUUUACUCUUGCCAGGAUGUCCCUGGGACAUUUCUAAAAGCACAUCUCCUUAAAUCUGUGUCAAUUUAGUUGCCAAAAUGGAUGUUUUCUAACUAAAGAAAUAAAAUUUCCUGUUCAUA
Corythoichthys intestinalis (scribbled pipefish) is the source of this 1949-nucleotide messenger RNA. It is a transcript of the gene rnf8, whose product is annotated as ring finger protein 8, E3 ubiquitin protein ligase. The coding region runs from base 76 to 1701 and encodes 541 amino acids. Gene Ontology annotation, biological process: ubiquitin-dependent protein catabolic process; double-strand break repair; protein K48-linked ubiquitination. NCBI's taxonomy places the organism in Eukaryota, Metazoa, Chordata, Actinopteri, Syngnathiformes, Syngnathidae. The transcript is spliced from 11 exons. The record is from RefSeq and is a predicted model, not a curated record. Gene Ontology annotation, cellular component: ubiquitin ligase complex; site of double-strand break; cytosol. Gene Ontology annotation, molecular function: histone binding; ubiquitin protein ligase activity.